CGCCAUUGAUUUCGUUACAUUCUUCAGCACAGGCAUAUCCCAUCAAAACCCUUCAACUCUCUCUUUAGGCAAGCACACCAUGGCUGCACAAUCACGGUCAUUUUUGCAAGUAGCAGCUACGGAGGAGGUCGCCCCGCCCCUCAGAGUGGUUCAGAUCGAAGGACUGGUUAUUUUGAAGAUAAUAAAGCAUUGCCAAGAAUUUUCUCCAGCUUUGGUUACAGGACAACUACUAGGGUUGGAUGUUGGUAGUGUUCUCGAAGUUACUAACUGUUUCCCAUUCCCGAUUCGAGAGGAAGAUGAAGAGAUUGAAGCAGAAGGUGCUAAUUAUCAGCUUGAAAUGAUGAGGUGCUUGAGAGAGGUUAAUGUCGACAAUAACACUGUUGGAUGGUAUCAAUCAACUUUAUUUGGCUCUUUUCAGACAGUGGAACUCAUAGAGACUUUCAUGAACUAUCAGGAGAAUAUUAGGCGAUGUGUUUGUAUUGUUUACGAUCCAUCAAGAUCCAAUCAAGGCGUCCUAGCUUUAAAGGCUUUGAAGCUUUCUGAUUCAUUCAUGGAUCUUUAUAAAAAUAAUAACUUCACUGGUGAAAAGUUGAGGGAUAAGAAUCUUUCAUGGGUGGAUAUCUUUGAGGAGAUUCCUGUAUGCUUCAUCUCUUGUUCUCUUUAAAGCCAUUCAAGUCUU
Olea europaea var. sylvestris is the source of this 679-nucleotide messenger RNA. Its product is annotated as eukaryotic translation initiation factor 3 subunit H-like. The record is from RefSeq and is a predicted model, not a curated record. NCBI's taxonomy places the organism in Eukaryota, Viridiplantae, Streptophyta, Magnoliopsida, Lamiales, Oleaceae. The transcript has 6 exons. Bases 80 to 664 code for a protein of 194 amino acids. Gene Ontology annotation, cellular component: cytosol; eukaryotic translation initiation factor 3 complex; eukaryotic 43S preinitiation complex. Gene Ontology annotation, molecular function: protein binding; metallopeptidase activity; translation initiation factor activity.